UAAUUGUAUUUGAUAAUCGUGGCAUUGGAGAAUCAACUGUUUCUUCUUAUGAUGACCCUAUCACGAUAGAAUUAAUGGCUCAAGAUACAAUCGAAUUAAUUAGACAUCUUGGAAUUAAAAGAUUUAAUUUAUUUGGAGGGUCUAUGGGUGGCAAUAUAGCACUUUGUGCCGCCUUGAACGUUCCAUCCGAUCUUAAGCUGGAGAAAUUAAUCAUUGGCGCAAGUUUUGCACGUAUCAAAACAGAUCAUAAACUAUAUCAGAGUCUUGAUCAACUUUAUAAAUUACCAAACAUGGGUUAUCCAAAAACUAUUCAAGAACAAAGGGAUAUGCUUCUUAAGUCAGACAAGGAUGCAGCCGAUUAUCUACUUAAACAUCCUGAUAAGUUUGAUAAAAUUGCGGAGAUCAUAUUCAACACCAACACUGAAAUUUGUAAACGUCAAUGGGAAGCGGUAAAACAAUUUGACGUAGUUUCAAGGCUACAAGAAAUUAAAGUUCCAACUUUGAUAGUUCACGGUGAAGUCGAUGAUGUGGUUCCUAUUGAAGAAGCUGAAUUGAUUGCUCGUGAAAUUCCCAAUGCACAACUUUAUAAAAUUCCUAAUACUGGGCAUAG
Molecule: messenger RNA, 610 nt
Organism: Racocetra persica
Lineage: Eukaryota; Fungi; Glomeromycota; Glomeromycetes; Diversisporales; Gigasporaceae
Source: the annotation of a GenBank genome assembly